AUCGAGCGUUUCUCCCCGACUCAUUGGUGCAAGUUACCGUGCACCACACUGUGGCAUUUUCGCCACAGAGACAGAAAAUAACAUGAAAACGUCGCAGGGAACUACAGUAAUUAAAGUUAGGUGUGAUGAGUGAAAAGAACGCAAGACGGCCGCUUACAAUUUCAAACUUAGGACAAAAUGAAUGCGAGUUGGUGCUCCUCUCACUUGAACGCCCCUCCUAAAAGGUGACGUAACACAUGCAAGUCUAUUUAAUGUCCAGGAGAGGGCAGUGUUGUCUACAUUUAUAAUCACCCCCGUCUAAAGGCCAAUCAAAGACAAAAAUAAGAACAUACAUCAUUAACGGGGAAACUUUGAUAUCAAAUCUGCUAGAUCAUGCUGCAUUUGCUUGUCAACUUAAUUCUUGCACACUAACAAACUUUUGAAGCCAUAUUUUAAAUACAUUCCAGAGUGGCUCACAGUAGUGUGCCUUAUUAUCGCGCCCCAUGCGUGCACGCGUAACAAAUGAAUGUGACACGCUCUUGUGAGCUCUGGAUGGUUGGUGGGCUGGUGGUGAGAGAUUCCAGCCCGGCUAGAGUGAUGCCUCCCUCGGCCUAUGGCAGCGCAACAAAGGCGGGGAGGAGUUGCGACGGUGUGGUAACUUUCCGAGAUGACUGAGGACAAAGUUAACGCUCGGCGAGCUUUUUACAAGAAAGGAAACAAGUGAACGUCGGUCAUGUGAUGCCCCACCCGGAAAGACUGCAGAGAACUGCAGGGAAGCGACCGCACUGUAAAGUCCUUGGAACCGAUUGUGCUCUUAUGUUAAAACUGCAGCCCAAGUUUGAUCUGCGCAGAGAUGUGGAAGCUGACAUUCGCACGAAGGAAGCGGCGGUGUGCAGGGUGAAAGACUACUCUGGAGCGCUGGACAUUUCAAUCCUCAACACUGAGAGAGAUGGGGGCAUCCUUUACUCCUGGGAGGGAUCAACUGGAACCACCAGAGUGGGGAAAUACGACGGGAAUACUAAGACGAAUAAGCUCCUGUACUCCUUUGACAAGCAGGUUUGUGUCAGCAGCUGCUCCCUAAACAAGGAGGAGACAUUGUUAGCUGUUAGCUUGGCGCAAAACACCCAUGGAGAGGAGCACCUCAAACCAAUGUCCGAGUGCUUGACGCUCCUGAUUGAGAUCCAUCCAAUCAACAACACCAAGGUGUUAAAGGCGGUGGACUGCAGGGUCAAAGUGCAGUUCCUCCAUCCUGAAAGUGAGCGCAGAUCAGUGCACGAGAGCCACCUGCUGCUGUUGACUGAAGAUGGAUAUGUGGAUCAGUACCACGUCCUGCUGACCCGACACGAAGGCUACAAAGUGAAAAAUGUCCGCAUCAGCCGUGCGGCGGAUGUUGUCAAAAUCUAAUUUCAAUGCAAACGCGUUUUUUUUUUCCCCCUACAGGACAAGUUCCUGCUGCGAUGUGUGCAGUUCUACGACAACCACAAUUGCGAAACCGUGUUGGCGCUGCCGUUACAACUGCCUGUGAACGCUUUCAGCACCGUCAAGUUUGUGAAUCUCGGAUUUGACCACCAUUACGUGGAGAGGCCGCAGCCUGUCAAGAUGGAAGUAUUCACAAAUCGAUUAGAACGAAGCAUGUGCGUGUGCUACAGUCAGCCUGCUUGCGACAAACCAGAGCUCAUCUAUUCGGUGGUUCUCGUUCACAAAGACUGCAGCAAGACUUUUCGGGUCACUUUGGGGCAGCCGCCACGGGACGCCGUGCAGCCGCAGCCAAUCUUCAUCCCUAUAGGUUACUACAUCGUCGUGUAUCUGCACGCGUGCUUCCUCCACUGCAUCAAUACCAGGCAGCAGGAGAUGCUCUGCCACUCCCUCUUCCUGUCUGGAGACGACGCCGACUUGGGCCUCGCGUCCAAGUCCGGAACGUUCACGGUACUGCACGCGGAGGAGGAGUCGAGCACGGCCCUGUUGGAUUUGUCAGGCGGGACGAUCCACGGCGCCCAACUCGGCGCUACCCGCCUUCUGCAGAUCCUACGGUCGCGCUCGCCAUCCGGGAGACCGCACAACAUGGCUGACGCUCAACACCUGGCUGCCCUUCACUGCCUGCUUCUUCACAGCGGAAAUGACCCAAACGUGGAGGCGCAGAUUAUCGAGUGGCUGUGCGACAACAUCAAAGUCCGAGACUCCUUUGACCAGAUCCAGGAGUUCAUUCUAGCAUCUUUAUACAGACUAAGCUACCAAAGGUCCCUCAGCCUGGAUAAGCUGCUGCCUUGCUCAACGGUAUUCGACAUGAAGGAGGUGCCAGCGUGCCUGACGGAGAUCCCCGGUGUGCUGUGCACCACUCAGCUGCAUACCGAGUGCGUCUUUAAAGGGAAGGCCAGGAGUCUCCCGGGCUUCUGGUCAGAGCUGCAGUGGAACGCGGAGAGGACAACGUAUUUUGAGGUGGAUCCCGAGCCCAGAUACAGGACCUCGCAUGUUCAAGCCUACUGGAGCAAACUUAUGACUGAGAAACCGUCCGGCCACAUGACUCACAUGUUGGAGAACGCGAAGAAGGUCCUUGGUUUGGUGGACGCUCGGCAUUUCGGUAAGACAGACUCACCUCGCCACACUUAUCUUUGCGCAAACAUGGAGGGGAGGAAUAAAAAAGGGGGGGGGCCCUACCUUAGACUUGGGAAGUGUGCCGUUUUUUUCAUCCCAACGUUUCUCCCGUCGCCUCCAGACAGGAAGCUGGUGCCACUUUUCCAAGAGGAGGAUCACCACCAGAGGCUGCUCAUAGGCCUGACGGCGGAGAUGCUAAGGGAGCAUCUGAACACGCAUCUGCCUCGCCUGGGCAAGAAGAAGAUCGAUUCCCUGGUUAUCGACUAUGUCGCCAAACUGCUGGAGCUGAUUAGACACAUGCUGGAGUCAGUCUGGCUGAAGCACAAGCUGGGCCCUCAUGUUCUGUGCUUCACGCAGCGGGCCGGUCCGGGCGAGUGGGCUGUGUUUCACUUCAUGCUUCGGAUCCUGGAAGCCACCGGGGGUCUCUGCAUGCCGCUCCCACCUGGCUAUCACACUCUGCUAGCGGCAUUGGCUUUGCGCUGCCUACCCCAACGCACUUUCCUACAAUACGUGGACCAUCGCUUCCUCCGGCUCACGGACACCUUUGUGUCAAGACUCAUGACAGAUUUGGACAACAGCGCCGCCAACGAGAGACUCAAGUUCGGCGUAUUGAAGCGACUUCCCGAGGCCAACAGAUUCUACCAUAUGUGGGAUCAUCCCGUCAGUUCGGCUUCCAUCUCCAGAGAUUACGUCAGGAAUCUGCUGGGGAGACGCAACAAAAACAAAGGAUUUGCUUUCACCGGCAGAGACAAAGCAGACUUCGGAACAGAGUUCCUGCCUCUGACGUACCUGGCCAAAGUACUUUCUGACAUCGAGGAGCAAGCUCUGAACCCGUUCGGGGAGCGGGAGAACGUGGACGCCGCAUUUGUGGAGGAGACCGCUCUGAAACAGACACUCAUUCUGCUGGGCUUUGAGACAAAAUGAACCCUGCCGCAAAAAUAAAUGAAUAACAAUAAAGGACAGAUGGGGAGGGAGACAACGCGUAGAUUGAUGGGAGACAAGGAGCAAUGAUGAAUAACGAGAGCGAGGGAGCAAGCAGGGAGAGAUGAAUGGGAAGAUGGAGGCCGCGAGUUGGCAGGAUGAGAGGAUUUUUUUACACGUUUACAUUUUAAUUCAAGUCAAGGAAGCUUUUUUUGUGUGUGUGUGUGUAUGUGUGUGUGUGUUUGUUAAAUCAAAACAACGGUAUAAACAAACCAUCAAAAUCUUUGCACGUCCUCUUACAAUACAUAGUUAGCUGUAGACUGCACAACCUCAUGAGAUCAAAAAUUGAAACCAUUCAAUUCAAUGCAAAUUGCGCUGCUCCUCCUGGUGUGUGCGCUUGGGCAGAACAGUCAUUCUUCGCAGGGGAUAAAGAAUACAUGCCCAGUUUUGUUUUCAUCUAUGUAUAUUUGUUAGCCCCUAUUUGGCCUUUUAGCUUGUUUGUUACCAUGACGCUAAUCAGACUUAAAGCUACCGGUUUGUUUGUUUUUUUUUCAAGUACACAAUUGUCUGUUUUCAGUUUAGUUUGAGAGUCAACUCACAAAUCAACUGCAAGUGGAAAUAAACAGCCUCAAGAGUUGUUUAUUAUCUGGCAAACCGCUGCGUGUUUGCGAGUUGAUUUGCUCGGACCUCAAUUCACUCAAUCGCUCGGACCUCAAGGCACCGCUGUACCGUACGGACGAAUCAAGCGCACACUUUCUGUAAGUCUUGCUGACGGUAGAGUUUUAUUAUGGAUGAGUUACUUUGCAGUUUCUGGUCCCGGUCACGUUCAAACGUUUUUAGACUCGGUCCACGAGCAGAUGCUCGGGCCGGCAGUCAGCAUCGGACAAAUGGCCGGGGACAUUUUAAAACGAGAUGCAAUUAUUACUUCCGAGCAAAUCUAAAUGAGGAGAUAAUGCGGAGCGCGGCGGGACAGACUGGCGGGGAAUGUAAAGAUGGAAGAUGAAGCUAUUAUUUUCGAAAUUUAGUGAGUGCCAUUUGGUCAGUGAUGAGGGAAAUCAUUUGGGAGUCUUUUUUUUUUUUUUUUUUUAACUUGUGACAAAGUUCUCAGCUUGGAUGUGGUGUCCAAGAAAGAUGCUAAAUAAAAAGACCAGGUCCUUAUUUGGACCGAUUUCUGCACCGUAAUUGUUCGGCAUCAUGUUGGACUAUUUCCUGUCAUCGUUUGAGUGUCACACAUUGUUCCAAUAUUUGGGUACGCGUCUCAUGCUUGAGAUAUUGAGGGAACAAAGCAACUGGGCGGACAUUGAUUUGCACAACACAUUGCAGAAAGAUGUCGAGCAAAUGCUUUUGGGAAAGUGCAACGUCAAACAAGAGGAACUGAAAGGAGAUGAAAAGAAAGACACGUAUGCGAUGGUCUGUUUUGAAUCAUGUGACUGUUAGCGGUGAAUCAUUGUAGGUUUUUUUUAUUUUAAGCUGUCUCAGGAAAACGUGUGUGGUAUGCGUUGAUAUUUGUGGGAGUGAAAUACCAAACAUUCUAUUGAGUUUGAAUAAAAAGGGACCAAAU
Hippocampus comes (tiger tail seahorse) is the source of this 5053-nucleotide messenger RNA. RefSeq names its product gamma-secretase activating protein (gene gsap). Gene Ontology annotation, biological process: positive regulation of amyloid-beta formation. The transcript is spliced from 34 exons. The record is from RefSeq and is a predicted model, not a curated record. Gene Ontology annotation, cellular component: trans-Golgi network. NCBI's taxonomy places the organism in Eukaryota, Metazoa, Chordata, Actinopteri, Syngnathiformes, Syngnathidae.